Marasmius oreades (fairy-ring Marasmius) is the source of this 1227-nucleotide messenger RNA. RefSeq lists its product as uncharacterized. The transcript has 4 exons. The record is from RefSeq and is a predicted model, not a curated record. NCBI's taxonomy places the organism in Eukaryota, Fungi, Basidiomycota, Agaricomycetes, Agaricales, Marasmiaceae. The coding region runs from base 1 to 1227 and encodes 408 amino acids.
AUGUCCCCUGGAAAUGACCUUCUCCCACACAAUAUAACGCUUUCGUCCCAAACCGCUACAAUCAUGUACAGUCCCUAUCGGGACGGCGAUUGCCAGACCGGGUGGAACGUCUCCUACACAUACGGCGUUCAAGAUCAUGGGUACGGUAUUCCACAGGGAAUAGGGACGGACUACCAUCGAACUUACCAUGGCGGAGCCUCCCUUCAAUUUAACUGGACUGGAACCGCCGUAUACUUAUACGGCAACGCCUCUAUGAACACGUACUCGAUCGUCGUUGAUGGUACAAACGAAGUGGUUACAUUCGACGUUCCACAAGGAGGACUGUUAGGAAAAAAGGAAGGAUUGGACUACGGAGAUCAUACCGCGAAGCUGACCGUGCAUGGCAACGGGACAAAAGAAGUAGCUUUCCAAUACGCGCAGGUCACAGUCGGACUUGGAUAUGGAUCCAAAAUCCAAAACACUACCAUCAACGCCGUCGACGAAAAAUCUUCCAACAACCUCACGGUAGCGGAUUUUUUUCACUACAAAGGCCCGGUUGACGGCUGGAGUGUGGAAGACCUCGCCAAAGGCAACAGCUCACCCGUGGACAAUUUCCCCAAAAUCUUCCGUCCCAAUGGAAGCAUUACCAAUCUCCCCCACCAGAUGAUCACCAGUGAUGGCGGUGAUGUUGUUUCCUUCAAGAUCACCAACGCUUCUGCUUUCAUUGUAUGGGGAACUGUCAAUCAAAAUCAUGGAUCGAAAUCUGUGAAGUUUACAGGUCCAAACGUAACCAAAUGGACGAUAUUGGAGGAUUCUUCUUCCGCGUUGGAUUUUUGGCAGAUUCUGUAUUGGGAAAGUGGUUUGGAUAGGAACGAGACAUAUACGGUUUCGGUUAUGAAUAGGAAUAAUUCAAAGUUGGCGUUUAGUGCUGUUAAGAUUAUUGAUGGCGGAGCUCGAAUAUCAACAAUAUCAGGACUAUCAACCGGACUCAAAGCCGGGGUGAUAGCUGCGAUAGACAUUGGUAGCAUGGGUUUCCUCGCGUUAUUGGCCAUUAUAGGUCUCGUCUACUGGCGACGUCACACCAAAGCCAAUAGACCACCGCUUUUACAUCGCCUUAGAAUUAGCAUAUCGGAUCUUGGACCCAUCGAGUUUGCCCCUGUCACCUCAAUUCAUAGCAAUACAUCGAGUAAUCGGAGUUCUCGUGCUAGUAGAGUCUCCGACAAGCGCUAUAGUACGGAUAGUGGAUAA